Messenger RNA from Ciona intestinalis (vase tunicate), 2060 nucleotides. NCBI's taxonomy places the organism in Eukaryota, Metazoa, Chordata, Ascidiacea, Phlebobranchia, Cionidae. The record is from RefSeq and is a predicted model, not a curated record.
AUAAUAUAAUGUGUAUGACUAUGAACCGUUUCUGUCACACUUUGUUCUAUGAAGUAAACUUGAAUUAGUAGUUUUGGUAAUUUUUUCAUCUAUAUUUAAAGUUUAUUUUUGGUAACCAGCUUAAACAUUCCAAUUAUUCAAUAUUGUGCAAUUUGUAUUAUGACCAAUAAUGUGGAGGACCAAGACAUGCUUCUAAAUAAAGUUAUUGAAAAAGUUGGAAAAGUGAAAUUGGAAUCCAGAAGUGAUUCUGGCAUUACUCUUACUGUUCCAGAUGAAACUGCGGAAAGCGAUGCUGAAGUUAAAGUGCAAUAUGAACUCGACAGCGGCACGUCAAGUCCUACGCACCGACGAUCAACCAAGAUAUCACCGCAACAUGAUGUGAAAACAAGCAGAUCUCGCACGACAGUUACAUCCAAUAAAAUCACUCAGGAAAACAUGAAAUUGAAUCAAUACUUGUUGAAGAAUGAUUUGGGUCGAGGUGCUUACGGGAUGGUGAAGUUGGUUUACAAUGAAGAUGAUAAUAAUCUUUAUGCAAUGAAAAUACUCUCCAAGAGGAAACUGAUAAAACAAGCUGGAUUUGCAAGGAGACCCCUUAAAGGAGGAAAGAAAAGGUUGACUCCACUUGACAGAGUGUAUCAAGAGAUAGCUCUGCUGAAGAAACUAGAUCACCCUAAUGUUGUUAAGCUUGUUGAGGUAUUAGAUGAUCCAGCAGAAGAUAAUCUAUACAUGGUGUUUGAACUCCUAAAUAAUGGUGAAAUAUUAGAAGUUCCAACCACUGAGCCUCUGGAUGAAGAAACUGCCAAACGAAGAUUCCAAGAUGUUGUUCUUGGUCUUGAAUAUCUUCAUUACCAGAAGAUAAUUCACCGUGACAUUAAACCUUCAAAUCUACUUCUUGACGAUAAUAACAGAGUCAAAAUUGCAGAUUUUGGAGUAAGUCAGGAGUUUAGUGGUGGGGAUGCUGAAAUAACAAACACGGUCGGUACUCCUGCGUUUAUGCCACCGGAGGCAGUGUCAGGCUCUUCGGAUAAAUUCUCAGGUCGCCCCCUUGAUAUUUGGUCACUUGGUGUCACUCUUUACUGCCUACUAGUGGGAGACACUCCGUUCAAAUCACCCCAUAUUCUUGAACUUCACGAACAAAUUUGCAACGAAGAAGUGAAGUUUCCGCCUCAAUGUUCGUUAUCUGCUGAAGUUCGCAUGUUGAUCAAAAAAAUGCUCGACAAAAAUCCCCAAACCAGAAUAACUCUCGCUGAAAUUAAGCGUAACAAUUGGGUGACCAGUCAUGGGUCAGUGGUUUUGCCAUCGGAGCAACAACACUGCCACCUUGUGACGAUAACAGAGGAAGACGUCGAGAAAUGCGUAAAAACUAUUCCCAAGCUUAAUACGCUGAUACUUGUCAAGUCGAUGCUGAAACGACACAGCUUCAAGAAUCCUUUGUUGGCUUCAAAGUCUGAAAAUACCUGAGUUAUUUUAAAAACAAUAUUUCUUUUUAUAACUUUGCACAAUACACAAUGUAUGAAGCCCAUGGCUGGAUUUGCCAACUGUAAUUUAAAGUUUUAACGUGUGACGUAUUGCACUAUUAUUUUUCCCAUUGAUUUCUGUUUCGCGAAAGUGGUGUUUCUUAACCUUUGACCUACAGGUGGGUGCUAAUUAGAUUUUGGAACUUACAUAUUUAUAGGCGAUUUAUUUCAUGCCUAUAAAAAUGUGUGUGAAAUGUGGUUUCAUUAAUUCGGUUGCCAAAGCUUUGCUAUUAUUUAAUUUUGGGGUCCCCGCAAAAAAGGUUGAGAAGCACUGCUUUAAGUAUUGUCUUUUACUAUUUAUUUAAUGGAGAUAAUACUGAUCUGGGUUUUAUUUCCAAGAUUUUAAUCAUUGGUAUUUUACUUAUUCUGUAUGGUAGAUUAUGAUGAGCUAAUAGAUUAAUGAGUUGCACUUUAUAGAUAAGAAAGUACUUGUGUAAUAUAUAUAUAUAUUGUGUGUUUAAUUUGCUCCGAAGCUGCAAUGUUUAUAAAUACAAAUGAAUGGAUUUACUGUGCCGUGCAAUGGCAUAGUGGUUCGAUGAUUUA